Gavia stellata (red-throated loon) is the source of this 1401-nucleotide messenger RNA. RefSeq names its product butyrophilin subfamily 3 member A1. The coding region runs from base 1 to 1401 and encodes 466 amino acids. The record is from RefSeq and is a predicted model, not a curated record. Gene Ontology annotation, molecular function: protein binding. NCBI's taxonomy places the organism in Eukaryota, Metazoa, Chordata, Aves, Gaviiformes, Gaviidae. The transcript has 7 exons.
AUGGGUUCCAGAUAUCAGUGGUCAACAACCCUUCACAUGAUUAUCUUCCUACAGAUAAUUCAUUCAGUCACAGGCCAGUAUAAAAUCAUCCCUCCUGACAAGCCUGUCAUUGGAGUCAUUGGGAAAGGAGUCAUCCUGCCCUGUCAGCUGAAAGUUAAGAUAAUCCCUGAGAGACUUUCCAUUCAAUGGGUAUUUACUGGAAACUCAAAACAAAUUGAUGUGACCAGUUAUGCUGGAAAAAACACAUACAAUCCAGUUUAUGAGGACGAGACGUACCAGGGCAGGACCAAUUUUUUUCAGUCUGAAUUUAAUGAGGGAAACUUGUCUCUUCACCUGAAAAAUGUCAUGCUCUCGGACAAAGGGAAAUACACCUGCAGUGUCUUUUUUGAGAAUUGGUAUGAUGCAGUGGUGGUUGACCUGGAUGUGGCAGCUAAAGGUGAUGAGUCUCCAGUUUUCCUGGAUGGUCACAUGGGCCAGGGCAUCCGCCUCACCUGCAAGUCACAGGGAUGGUUUCCAGAGCCCAAAGUAGUUUGGCUGAACAGCAAAGGACAGACACGGAAGGAGAAAGUGACCACCCAAAGCACGAAGACUUCUUCAGGUGUUUUUGAUGUUGUAAGUUCCAUGAAUCUCGAACCAGGAUUGGACAAGGAAGUCUCCUGCAGAGUAGUCAAUAAUCUACUCAAUGCAAUGUGUGAAUCCCGAGUCCUGAUUUCAGAUGUCUUCUUUCCUUCCACUUCACCUUGGAUGACGGCAUUCCUUGUAACUUUAUUUCUUAAUACAGCUGUUAUUGCUGCUACAGGUUAUAAGCUAACCAAGCUACUCAAAGCUGAGCUGGAUUUCUGGGAAGCCCGGAGCCACGCAGUUCCCAUUACUGUGAAUCCUGACUGCCACGUCCUGGAGCUGGAGGUGCCAGGGGCUCCAGGUGUGGAGAGCAACGCGUCUGAACCUGCUGGCCCGAACGCUCCCUCCACAGUCCCUGUCCUGGUGGGGAAGGAAGGGUUUGCAGCUGGGAAACACUACUGGGAGGUGGAGGUGGGCCGGCAGCAGGACUGGGUGCUGGGGGUGGUGAGGGAGAAAGGGAGGCAGGAGGAGGAAAGGACCCUUCCUGGGAAGCACUACUGGGCUCUGCACAGCUCCCAGGGAGAGAUUUUCUCUAGCGAAGGAGACCGCAGGAUUGAGAAGCAGCAGAUGAGUUCUUCAGUGAUUGGUGUGCUUCUGGACUUGGAGGAAGGGCAAGUGAACUUUUAUGAAGCAGAGCAGAUGGGUGUCAUGGUGAGAAUGCCUCUAAGGCUUGGAAAGGAACCUGCAGAAAUGUUUUACCCAUUUCUAUCCAAAAGGGAAGGGACACUCAGACCUCUUAUCCGCCCGGUCUUGAUUCCUCUUCCAUUAAAGCUUCUUUAA